AUGCGCGUGCACCCGUCCCGCCUCUUCGGCGUCUUUGUGGCCGACCCAGCUGUUGGGCCUGCGGCGGAGGAGUGGCUGGAGAGGUUGGCAUCCAGCUCCAAGCAGUGGGUGGGGGUGCGCUUCAACCCGUACAAGUGGCCUGCAGGCCAGAGCAUGGCCGACGACACCGGCAAGGCGCUCUUCCGUAAGGCUGGCGAGCUGAGCCUGCCCGUGGGCUUCAUGCCGUUCAAAGGUCUGAGCCAGCACGUGGAGGACAUCGAGGCGCUGAUGAAGAGCUCGCCCUCGACGCAGGUCAUCAUCGAUCACUGGGGCUUCUUCCUGCAGCCUGCCACUGGCUUCGGCGAGCGCGCGCUGGACGAAGCAAGCUGGGAGGCGCUGCUGCGGCUCAGCAGCUACCCGCAGGUCCACGUGAAGAUCUCGGCGCUCUUCCGGGUCUCCCAGGGCAAAAGCCCCUUCCCGGAACUCUCGGAGCGCUUGCAGCAGCUGCUGUCGACCUUUGGCUCGGCUCGGCUCCUCUGGGGCUCGGACUUCCCGUACGCCACGGAGCACACGACCUACGCGGAGGCGGUCUUGGCCCCGGAGUCCUGGCCCGCCUGGGCCGAGAUGUCCGAGGAGGACCGCACAAACUUGGUCCACGACACGGCCGCGAAGCUCUAUGGGCUUCCCCUGGCGCGCGAGGGCGAGCUCUGA
Symbiodinium natans is the source of this 690-nucleotide messenger RNA. NCBI's taxonomy places the organism in Eukaryota, Dinophyceae, Suessiales, Symbiodiniaceae. The record is from the annotation of a GenBank genome assembly.